AUGAGUACAAAUACAGGAUUACCUCCAAACUGGACAAUCAAGGUCUCCAAGACUCACAAUAAAGAGUACUUUUUCAACCAGUCUACGAAGGAGUCAUCUUGGGAACCACCAUAUGGCACCGAUACCGAGGUGCUUACAUCGUAUAUUCAAAAGUUUAAAAACAAUGGGUUCAAGCCAGUCACCAACGAUGAUGGCAAAGUAAGAGCUAGUCACAUACUCGUAAAAAACGCAACCUCUAGAAAACCGAAAUCUUGGAAAUCUCCAGAGGGGAUACUGAUAUCGAGAGAUGAAGCUAUCAGCAUUGCCAAAAAGCAUUUGGCUCAAAUACUCAGUGGCGAAGCAAAAUUUGCCGACGUGGCUCAAGCCGAAAGCGAUUGUAGUUCACAUGCUAGAGGUGGUGAUUUGGGAUUUUUUGGGAAAAGAGAAAUGCAGCCAGCAUUCGAGAGCACCGUGUACUCAAUGCACGUUGGAGAGAUUAGUGAUGUUAUAGAAACCGAUAGUGGUAUUCAUUUAGUUCAGAGAACAGGUUGA
Messenger RNA from Lodderomyces elongisporus, 531 nucleotides. It is a transcript of the gene ESS1, whose product is annotated as peptidylprolyl isomerase. The coding region runs from base 1 to 531 and encodes 176 amino acids. The record is from RefSeq and is a predicted model, not a curated record. NCBI's taxonomy places the organism in Eukaryota, Fungi, Ascomycota, Pichiomycetes, Serinales, Debaryomycetaceae. Gene Ontology annotation, cellular component: cytosol; nucleus. Gene Ontology annotation, molecular function: peptidyl-prolyl cis-trans isomerase activity; protein binding. The transcript has a single exon.